Messenger RNA from Mycena citricolor, 2346 nucleotides. The record is from the annotation of a GenBank genome assembly. Lineage: Eukaryota; Fungi; Basidiomycota; Agaricomycetes; Agaricales; Mycenaceae.
GUUAGUCAAGAGUGAAUUCUAGACCGAGUGAAUUGGAUUCGGCGUAGCGGUCACGAGCAUGUCCUGACAUCGAAGACAUCAGCAGAUAGUAGAUAAUAUCUGGUUAUAUUUCAACGCUUUAUUCUGGACUCUAACUGGGAAAACUCAAUGGGAUCACUCGGCCCAGCCCUCGCUCCUAAUCCUCAUGUAACGGGCACCAUUGCCGAUCCUCCACGACCGAGAUACACGAAAAUAACUCUGAAAUGGGCUUAUAUGUCUUUGCUGGACUACGAUAUAAUUGCGGCCUUCCGAGCAAUAGACCCUUGUCGCGAAGUAGGAACUCAAUCACGAGGACGCGUCAGUCACGGGAUCGUGUCAGAUCCAAUCAUAUCUUCAUUUUCAAAUUUCCUGAUCUAGCCCGAUCUCUUCUCCAGCAAUCUUCACGGAUCCCACGAUGAGCCAACACAUUGCGCUACUCUCUGUGUACGAUAAGACUGGCCUGCUCGAGUUCGCCCAGGGCCUGCAUGCCGCAGGCGUUCGACUGCUGGGGUCUGGUGGAACUGCGAAGAAGAUCCGGGAAGCAGGUAUUCCCAUUGAGGAUGUCUCCGACAUAACCAAAGCGCCAGAGAUGCUCGGUGGCCGCGUGAAGACGUUGCACCCCGCUGUGCAUGGUGGUAUCUUGGCACGUUCUAUUCCCUCAGACGAGAAAGAUCUCGCUGCCCAGGGUAUCGCGCCCAUUUCGAUCGUGGUGUGCAACCUGUACCCGUUCACGUCGACCAUUGCGCAACCGAACUGCACCCUUGCCGAUGCCGUGGAGGAGGUCGAUAUCGGGGGUGUCACGCUCCUCCGUGCGGCAGCGAAGAACCAUGCGCGCGUUUCGGUGAUCUCUGACCCGGCGGAUUACGCAGAGUUCCUCGAAGCGUGGAAGGCAGGAAGUGGCGAGGUCGGCCAGGCGAUCCGGAACAAGUUGUCGUUGAAGGCGUUUGAGAUGACUGCGACGUACGACGAGGCAAUCAGUGGGUAUUUCAGGGAGCAGUAUGCGUCAGCGGAGCUGCCUGCGGACAAGCUCUCUGGGCCCGUUCAGCGGAUGGCGCUCCGUUACGGCGCCAACCCUCACCAGAAACCGGCCCAGGCUUAUGUCACUCACGGCGCCCUGCCUUUCAAAGGCAUGUCUCCGGUUCUUUGCGGUUCUCCCGGAUACAUCAACCUGCUCGACGCCCUCAACUCGUACGCUCUUGUGAAGGAGCUGCAAGAGGCCUUGGGCCUGCCUGCCGCUGCAUCCUUCAAGCAUGUCUCCCCCGCAGGAGCUGCUGUCGGAAUUGCCCUUGACGAAACGGAGAAAAAGGUGUACGGUGUAGACGACCUCAAGGAGCCACUCACUCCGCUCGCCUGUGCCUACGCUCGUGCGCGGGGUGCUGACCGGAUGUCCUCGUUUGGGGACUUUAUUGGACUCAGCGCGCCGUGCGAUCUGGCGACGGCGAAGAUCAUCUCGCGAGAGGUGUCGGACGGAAUCAUCGCCCCGGGAUACACGCCCGAGGCAUUGGAAGUUUUGGCGAAGAAAAAGGCCGGAAAGUACUGCGUCCUCGAGAUCGAUCCGAACUACGUUCCCGACGAGAUUGAGACGAAGCAGGUGUACGGCGUGCACCUGCAGCAGCGCCGCAACAAUGCCAAGAUUGAUGCUUCGCUUUUCUCGAACAUUGUCACCAAAGCCAGCGAGCUGCCGACCGAAGCCAAAACGGACCUGAUCCUCGCGACGCUGGCGCUCAAGUACACGCAAUCGAACAGUGUCGGGUACGCCAAAAACGGGGCCAUCAUCGGUCUCGGCGCCGGCCAGCAGUCGCGCAUCCAUUGCACCCGGCUCGCGGGAGGCAAGGCCGAUUUAUGGUGGCUGCGCCAUCACCCGCGGACUCUUGCGCUGCCGUUCAAGAAGGGCGUCAAGCGUGCCGAAAAGGCGAAUGCCAUCGAUCUGUUUGUGAGCGGAGAGGUCCUGGAGGGCGGGGAGAAGGAGCAGUGGGAGGGCAUGUUUGAGGGUGCCGUGGCUCCGCUAACAGCUGAGGAGCGAGCCGAGUGGGCGGCGAAGCUGGAUGGGGUUGCGUGCUCGAGCGACGCGUUCUUCCCGUUCCCUGACAACGUGCAUCGUGCCCGCAAGAGCGGCGUGAGGUACCUGGCUGCCCCGAGCGGCAGUGUCAUGGACGCCGAGUGCAUCAAAGCGGCUGAUGAGCAUGGCAUCGUCUUUGCUCACACCUCACUCCGUCUAUUCCACCACUGAUCGCGGGCGUGAAAAUGCGUGUAGUAACUAAAUGUAUCGUGUAACAGAAGAUUCGACAGCCGUCGGAAUAUAUCAUAUGAAUAUCUGUGGAACUGGCA